AUGUCCUCUCUUCACGACAUGUCUGUUCGGCUCAUUUUCUUCAUUUUUCUUUGUGGUAACUUCAACUAUGCCAAUGGUAGACUCCAGAAAAUUAGCGUUAAGGGUACCGUUCUCUGUAAGGGUCGCCCAUACACCAACGCCUCGAUCAAAUUGAUGGAAAAGGAUGGGCUGGAUGCUGACGACGAGCUGGGCAAGAAGGAAACGGACAAGAAUGGAAAGUUUGAGCUCGAUGGCGAGGAGGACGAGUUUCUCAGCAUUGAACCUUACCUUCGAAUUCGACACACUUGCGUUGAGGACAAGACUUGCGGUGGUACGGUAGAUGUCCCAAUCCCAGAGGAGAACGUCGACGGCAAGCCGUUCGAGCCCACGCUUCAGCUGGAUCGUCUGGACUACACCACCUCGGAUUGUCGCAACCUUAAAUUCGCGCCGCACGGA
Molecule: messenger RNA, 435 nt
Organism: Mesorhabditis spiculigera
Lineage: Eukaryota; Metazoa; Nematoda; Chromadorea; Rhabditida; Rhabditidae
Source: the annotation of a GenBank genome assembly